ACCAAACAAAUGUACCCCCGAAGCUACCUGACUUUUUGAUUAUUUGUACAUUUGCUUGAAGGUUUAUUUUACCAGGGGCAAUGUCUAAGGCAUCGCUCAAGAAAAAGGAGACCUCCAGUAAAGUCUCUUUAUCCGAACGACAGACUGAAGCAUCGUCCGUAGGAGCAACUUCCUCUGAGAGCCUUGGAGGUGUUUGGAGAUGCAGGUUUCCCAUUUGGCCUGAGUGGAAUGACUCAGAAGUCAACCUGGAGAAAUGGGACUCAAGUAAAGGAGCUGAUGGAAACUCGAACAAGAGUCCUCAUGCUCCAUUAUUUGAAGAUCCUGAGGGAAAAAUAUCCCUGCCUCCAUCUGUGAGAGUGCACUCCUGGAAACGUCCUACAGAGUUUAUUGUCAAGGGUAUCACAGUUGUUGAGAAUCCAAUGACCUUUGAACUGAUCUCCCCAAAUGAUCAUCUGAUUUGCAGUGAGCUGAUGAGGUGGAUCAUCAGUGAGAUAUAUAUUGUUUGGACGCUGCAUAACAAUUCAGAUACAACACAAGAUAUUUGGAGACCUUGGGAUCACAUCUACUCACUGUGUAAGGUGGGCAGAGGUCAUGUGCCACUCUACAACAUCUAUGGAAAAUACCUGGUCAGACUCUACUGGAUGGGUUGUUGGAGGAAGAUAACAGUAGAUGAUUCAAUGCCAUUUGAUGAAGAAAACAACUUGCUUCUCCCAGCCUCCACCUGUCAGUCAGAGCUGUGGCCAAUGUUGUUGGCUAAGGCUCUCAUUAAGGUGGCCAACACAAAUGUAACGUCAGAGGCCAGCAGGGAGAUGGGUGAGUUCAGCUUUAUCCAAACCCUCACUGGCUGGAUCCCAGAAAUCCGUCCUUUAAGGUCCGUAAACCUGGGAAAAACCUGGGAUUUCUUACACAAAACCCUUCCGAUAUUUACAUUACCGGAUGAGAGUUUGCUGGGGACGAAGCCUCAGACUGCAGAUUCAGCUGCAGGGAAAGAUUCCAGCUUCAAUGACUGCAAGAAUGAUCCCGCAGAGCAGGAGAAAAGUGCCCCUGAGGUAGUGGUGUGUGCCAGCUACUACCCUUUACAGCCACAUCAUAAUUCCUUUGGGUUUGGACAAAUGGCUAAUUCCUCAGAGUGCCUUCGUCAGUACGGUCUCUCCUUGCUGUGCAGCCACAUCGUCUUGUUGACCAGAACCCGGGCUUGCCAGCUUGAGGCACCACCCAAACCUCCACCUGUACCACAAUGGAAACUCAUCCGCCCGCUGAAGGAGAUCAAUGUCACGGAUGAACCACGGAAGCUUUCUUUGUCCAAACCAGAGCAGUUCAUUGAGGUGGCCAGCCCUUUUCUCUCCUACAGUGUCAAGAGCAGCGCUGGCCCGAUCCUGGAGCUAGAGGCCAGGAAGAGCGCUCAGGGGAAACAAUCCCAUGGAUCCCCUCUGGUCUCCAUCACUGAGAGAGAGGAGACUGAUUGCAGUGGAGGCCUUGAGCCUGACGCAGCUGAACGCACCACAAACAAACCAAACGGCACAACAGGCAAAAUAGAGGUUACUGCAGAGGACAGGAAGAAGGACAACGAUGACAUAUCCAAUGAUCGACCCAAAACUGCAUUGGAGGAUCGUUUAACUUCGGACCCCACCACUCCCUUCAAUCCCAUCCUGCAGGAGACCUGGGUGGACCUGGAUGAUUUUGCCAAAUGCUUUCAGACCCUCUUGGUUUUCCAUACACCACAAUGCUUCCCACAUCAGAUCCACAAAUCUAAUUUUAAGAGCACCGUCCUGGCCAAAACUGCAACAGGCACCAACCCUACUGGGUCAGCUACUAACAUCACUGGAUCCAGUCCUUUGAUAUCUACUGUAGCAAGCCCUGAAAGUCCAGAGGUAAAAGGCACACACUACCUGUGUGUGGACAGCGUGCAGCAUCCCCAGAUCCACAUCAGCUUCUCUGCUCUGCUUCUCUGGGCGUAUACAGCUGAGGAGAAAAAGGAAGCAUCAGUAUGUACGUCUGCAGUUCUCACCGCCCAGACCUUCUCCUGGAAAAGCCUGCAGUCUGAGCUGCCAAUUCUCACUAUCAAGACCACCACCUCAAAAGCAGCCGUGCUUAACUUACCCCCGGGGCGCCAUGUGUUGUCCUUCCAGACAAAGGCAGCACUGGGUUACCACGUUCACCUAUACAGCAAGACACCUUUCAUCUUUGGGGGUGAAGAAACCAUCAUGUCAAACCUCACCAAGGAAAGUGCUCGUUUCAUAGAGCAGGCCUCCUCCAUCUUUAAGGCCCUCUCCAGAGUGGUGUCUUCCUUUAGCGAUGAGCAGGAUCAGCCAGCAGCCAGAAGAAACCUGGAAGAGACUCACUGUCCGCAGAACAUCAACACCAGCCUGGCGAAAGGGGAACACCAAGAGGUGUUUAACUUUGCAGUGUACAGCAUGCUGUGUGAGGCUCUGGGCAGGGAGCUGACAUCAGAAGAGCGCUUUGCUGUACUGGCUCUCACAGCUGACCCUUCACCUUUGGAAAUGGACCCCAAAGAACACUCUGAUACAAGCAGGAAGGAAAACCUCAGUGCAUCUAAGAUCCUUUCAGACAUCUGGCCGAAGGUUGAAUCAGAUGCAGAAAAGCAUGCUGCCCUCUUGCUACGGUAUAUCAUUGACCGCUCUGAGAGUAAAGCAGAGCUCUACCCCUGUCAGCAGGAUGAAUGGACCAGAGUCUCCUUCGCUGAUUACUCUGUCCCUCUCCAAGACACAGCCAAUUCCUGGGUCUUGGUCUUUAGAGAGGUCUUCCUGGUUCCUAAAAAGAUGCUGCUGGUACCAAAGAUCUACUCCCCAAUCCCCAACUGUCUGCUGCACGUCAUAAAUAAUGACACAGGAGAGGAGCUGGACACGCUCUUCAGCAAUGUAGCAGAACAAGUAUAUCAACCCAAUAAGCUUGGUUAUACCUUUGUAGCAGAGGCUGUCACGCCUGAAUGCCCCCCUGUUGGUGCAAAGUGGAGGAUGCGCUUGAUUGGCUCAAGGGAACUCCUGCCAAAACUGUCUCGUGAGAAUCCACUCAACACAUUCUCUGUGAAGGAGUUGAGGGAUUAUUACAUUCCCAAUGAGAAGAACCUCAUAUGUCGUUACUUUGUGGAGGUGACAGCAGACGUUGUAGGGACUGUUCAGUUUCAGACUUCCAAGCCAGAUGUAUUGAUCCGACUGUCCAUCCUGGACCAGGAGAAUGAGAUGGCUAGCAACACUGGGAAGGGUCAUGUGGUAAUCCCUGUGUUCUGCUUCCUGGCUAACAAAGACACCCUCCAGCAGAGAGAUGAGGAGGACACAACAGCUGGGAAUUCAGACUCCUCGUCUGACCAGCCUUCCACAGAGACUAUGAGUCAUAAGUAUGUGGUGCAGGCAGAGGUGCUUCAUAGCUGGGAUUUGGACGAGUCUCAGCUGGCUUUUGUCCAUAAACUCAGAGACUUGGAGAAGAAUCAAAUGAGAGAAUACCAGCCUGAGGACCUGAACCAGUCAUCCACCACCACAUCUGAAACACCCAAAGCCCAGCGCAAAGGAAAAGGUGACAAGGAGAAGGAGAAGGGGAAGCCAGUGACCAGCCCUAAAUCUGUCUCGAGACAAGAAACGAGCCUUGACCUGUCUAAGGCCAACUGGACUCUGCGUGUGGUCAGUGAUACAGGCCAAUCGGAGAGCAUCAAGGUGACCAAGGACACAGAGAGGAGGGACUGGAUCAAAGCCACUAAAAAAGCCUGGGAGAUGGCUGAGGCAGGCCGCUGUGCCAGGGCAUUACAGUCUCGUCUCAAGUUUUGUAACCAACUCCAACACCAAGCAGGUGAUGAAACUUCUACAGAUGACACAGAAAACGGAGAGCCAGCUGUGCACGAAUUUGGUUCUGACAUCUCUCUGAAUCCAUCUAACAAAAAGCUGACCAACGCCUCAUGCUCCUGUCCGUCCAUGGACUACACUCCUUUCAUCAGACGCCAAACGGAUUUCCCUGCUCUGAUGGACUCCCAAAUGGAGGAGAUCCAGCAGAGGGAGCGCUUAGAAAAGAUCCAGACUUACCGGUUGAUCCGAGACAAUGUGCUGGAACACCAGAAACAGCAACAGCUCAACCGGAAGCAGCUGAGGACACACCACCCGGAGAUAAAUGAGAACAUGCAGCACUGUAAGAUAUUCCUCGAUGCUUGCGGGGCAUUAAGUAACCGUCAGAAGGCAAACAUUAAAAUGGAACAUGAAGCGAAACAACCUAUGGUGGAGGCCCAGCAGGCAACUUUAGAAAAAACAACCCCCGACUCUGCUGCCACCCAGCAGCCCAACAAACGUGCCAAGAGUGCUGGCAAAAAGAAAUGAUGGUCAUUGGCAUCACUCUCAGCUCUCCUCAACAGACACUUCUCAACAAUACUGAAGAAUCCAAUCACAACAUCGUAUCCUGCACCUGAUGAUAUAAUACCUCACUCAAAGAUUGUUCCAGCACCUGAUUCAGAGCUGCAAUUAACUCACUCUUUUGAAAUAUGAAACUAAGAACUUUGAGAACAUUUAUUCUGUAUGACAGCUAAACAUAUUCCCAUAGCACAUAUUGAUACCUGUUAUCUUUCAUUUAGAACUUGUAUUAACACUGUUCACCUACAAAAGUGUUUUAUGUAUUUUUCGUUCAUUUUUCAAAUCAUAAU
Gymnodraco acuticeps is the source of this 4639-nucleotide messenger RNA. It is a transcript of the gene adgb, whose product is annotated as androglobin. Gene Ontology annotation, molecular function: oxygen binding; calcium-dependent cysteine-type endopeptidase activity; heme binding. Gene Ontology annotation, biological process: proteolysis. NCBI's taxonomy places the organism in Eukaryota, Metazoa, Chordata, Actinopteri, Perciformes, Bathydraconidae. The coding region runs from base 81 to 4319 and encodes 1412 amino acids. The transcript has 34 exons. The record is from RefSeq and is a predicted model, not a curated record.